AUGGCGUCGGUGGCCGGUGGCCGAGAAGUGCCGACGUGGCAGCCUCAGGAGGAGGGCGUGCGGGAGGUAUGUGCUCUUCUGGAGAAGCAGAUGGCUCCGACCUCCGACGACAAGUCGGUGAUUUGGCAGAAGCUGAAGCACUACUCUCAGUUCCCCGAUUUUAACAAUUACCUCGCUUUCAUUUUGGCGCGCGGGGAGGGGAAAUCGGUGGAGGUAAGACAGGCAGCAGGUUUGCUUCUGAAAAAUAAUUUGAGAAGCGCAUCCAAAACCAUGCCACCAGCAAACCGACAUUACAUAAAAUUAGAGUUGUUAUCUUGUAUGGGAGCUCCAGAUAAGCAAAUUAGGUCCACAGUCGGGUCAAUCAUCAGUACUUUUGUUCAGAUUGGUGGAGUUUCGGACUGGCCGGAGUUGCUUCAUGCACUUGUCAAGUGCUUAGAUAGUAAUGAUGUCAAUCACAUUGAAGGUGCAAUGGAUGCCUUGUCAAAGAUUGGUGAAGAUGCUCCUCAAGUUCUAGACUGUGAUAUACCUGGACUAUCCGAAAGACCAAUUAAUGCUUUCAUUCCGAGAUUUCUACAGUUGUUUCAAUCUCCACAUGGUACUCUAAGAAAACUAUCAUUGGCUUCAAUGAAUCAAUACAUUAUGCUAAUGCCUACGGUUCUGCAUUUGUCCAUGGAUAAAUACUUGCAAGGUUUAUUUGUUAUUGCUAAUGACCCUACUCCAGAGGUUCGGAAGUUGGUAUGCGCUGCUUUCGUCCAGCUAAUUGAAGUUAGUUCUGCUAUCUUGGAGCCACAUUUGAACAAAGUAAUUGAAUAUAUGCUGCUAGUCAGCGAAGAUACCGAUGAUGAAGUGGCUCUAGAAGCCUGUGAAUUUUGGUCCGCUUAUUGUGAAGCUGAACUGCCUCCUGAAAACUUGAGAGAGUUUUUGCCACGUCUUAUACCAAUUUUGCUCUCAAACAUGGAAUACACUGAUGAUGAUGAAUCUCUUUUGGAAGCUGAGGAAGAAGGAUCUAUUCCAGACAGAGAUCAGGAUUUGAAGCCCCGGUUUCAUUCAUCCCGUUUUCAUGGAUCUGAUGAUGUUGAAGACGAGGAUGAUGACACAGUAAAUGUUUGGAAUUUACGCAAAUGCAGUGCAGCUGCUCUCGAUUUUCUCUCUAAUGUAUUUGGAGACGAGAUUUUACCCACUUUGAUGCCCAUUGUACAGGCAAAACUGUCAGCUACAGGUGAUGAAGCUUGGAGAGACAGGGAAGCUGCAGUUUUAGCACUUGGUGCUAUAGGCGAGGGUUGCAUUAAUGGUCUAUAUCCUUAUCUCUCAGAGAUCAUUGCGUUUCUUAUUCCACUCCUGGAUGAUAAGUUUCCGUUGAUACGAAGCAUCUCUUGUUGGGCACUUUCACGUUUCAGCAAAUAUAUUAUUCAGAUUACUGCUCAUCAAGUAGGCCACGAGCAAUUCGAUAGAGUUCUUAUGGGUCUAUUGCAAAGAAUAUUGGAUGAUAAUAAGCGAGUACAAGGGGCAGCUUGUUCAGCUUUCGCUACACUUGAAGAGGAGGCUGCGGAACAGUUAGCACCACGACUAGAAAUCAUAUUGCAACAUUUAAUGUGUGCCUUUAGCAAAUACCAGAGGCGGAACCUUAGAAUUGUAUAUGAUGCUAUUGGAACAUUAGCAGAUGCUGUUGGAGGAGAACUUAAUCAGCCUAAAUAUCUCGAGAUCCUGAUGCCUCCACUGAUAGCAAAGUGGCAGCAACUUUCUGACUACGAUAAAGAUCUUUUCCCGCUUUUGGAAUGCUUUACAUCCCUAGCUCAGGCACUGGGUACCGGAUUCUCCCAGUUUGCUCAGCCAGUGUUUCAGAGGUGCAUAUAUUGCAUUCAAACUCAUCAGUUGGCAAAGGUCAAUCCUGUGUCAGCUGGUGCACACUAUGAUAAAGAGUUUAUUGUUUGCUCCUUGGAUCUUGUCUCUAGCCUUGCUGAGGGUCUUGGUCCCAGAAUUGAGAGUUUGGUAUCACAAAGUAACUUGAGGGAUAUGUUGCUGCAAUGUUGUAUGGAUGAUGCCUGUGAUGUCCGACAAAGUGCUUUUGCACUGCUUGGAGAUCUUGCUAGAGUUUGUCCAGUGCAUUUGCAUCCUCGCCUGCACGAGUUUCUGGAUGCUGCUGCUAAGCAAUUGAGCACCCCAAAGCUGAAGGAAACUGUGUCUGUUGCCAACAAUGCUUGCUGGGCUCUUGGAGAGCUUGCAGUUAAGGUUCACAAGGAGAUCUCUCCUGUUGUCCUGACUGUGCUCUCGUGCUUGGUCCCAAUACUUAAAUAUCCCGAGGGUCUGAACAAAUCUCUCGUAGAAAAUAGUGCCAUUGCACUUGGAAGACUAGCUUGGGUUUGUCCAGAGCUCGUCUCACCACACAUGGAGCAUUUUAUGCAGCCGUGGUGUGUUGCUUUGUCUGUGAUACGUGAUGGCAGAGAGAAAGCGGAUGCUUUCAGAGGUUUAUGCGCUCUGGUUAGAGCAAAUCCAUCUGGGUCUUUGAAUUCUAUUGUUAUCAUGUGCAAGGCUAUCGCAAGUUGGCACGAAAUGAGUGAGGAUUUACACAAUGAAAUUUGCCAAGUGUUGCACGGUUAUAAACAAAUGCUAAAGGAUGGAGCUUGGGAACAAUGCAUGUCGGCCUUGGAGCCACCUGUCAAGGACAAGCUGUUGAGGCAUCAGGUGUGA
Molecule: messenger RNA, 2688 nt
Organism: Striga hermonthica
Lineage: Eukaryota; Viridiplantae; Streptophyta; Magnoliopsida; Lamiales; Orobanchaceae
Source: the annotation of a GenBank genome assembly